AUGCAGGGUCUGAGUUCGCGGGCUCACGCCUUCUCCGUGGAGGCGCUGGUUGGGAAAAGCUGCAAACGGGUGAAAGUAGAAAGCGAAAAGGAUGAGCGACUGCAGGAUCACUCAACGCCCGAGAAGGAGCGUAGCUCGUCAGCAGGAACCAUGAUCGCCGAUGGGGAAAUGCAGGAAAGCGAGAGGCGGAGGAAGGCGUCCCUGCUUUUACGGAAGCCCGUGGACAGCGAACGCGAUCCGGAAUCGGAGAGAGAGGUGCGCAUGGAACUUCAAGGGUCGGACUUGUGGAACCGAUUCCACGAAAUUGGCACAGAAAUGAUAAUCACUAAAGCUGGCAGGAGAAUGUUUCCAUCGGUUCGGGUAAAAGUAAGACACUUGGAUCCGUUCAAACAAUAUUACAUCGCCAUGGACAUCAUGCCCGUGGACUCCAAGAGAUACAGGUACGUGUAUCACAGCUCCCAGUGGAUGGUGGCGGGAAACACUGAUCACUCGUGCAUAGCGCCUCGGCUAUAUGUUCACCCCGACUCGCCGUGCUCGGGGGAGACGUGGAUGCGUCAGGUCAUCAGCUUUGACCGUGUCAAACUCACCAACAAUGAGAUGGACGACAAAGGCCAUAUCAUCCUGCAGUCAAUGCAUAGGUACAAGCCACGCGUCCAUGUAAUUGAGCACGACCCCCGCUUGGACCUUGCUCAGAUCCCGUCUCUGCCGGCUGAAGGCGUGCAUACUUUUUCCUUCUCAGAAACCCAGUUUACCACAGUGACAGCGUACCAGAACCAACAGAUAACCAAACUGAAGAUUGACAGAAACCCUUUCGCCAAAGGUUUCAGAGACCCAGGGAGAAACAGGGGGGUUCUGGAUGGGAUCCUGGAGUCGUAUCCAUGGAGAAAUCCAAUCAGUCUGGACUUCAAGCCCUUUGCGCUGGAGCUGCAAGAUGGCAGUUCUGGGUCCCCGGGUGGCUGUGUGGGCCUCUCACCCCUGAAGAGCCUCCUGCCCCCGUCCACCUGCCCCACCUCCUCUGGCCCCUUUGCCCUGUCCUGCGCCUCCGACUCGGCUCUCCAUGGCCUCUCCGUCCCGUUCUGCUACAAGAUUUCCCCCGCCACCAGCCUCCUCGCUGCGCGUGCCUACAACUCCCAUGGUGCCGAGGGGUUGCGGGGAUACCAAGGGCUGCUGCGGCCCCUGGCUGCGGCUGACUUCCCCUUGCUGUCCGCCCUGCACAGCAAGAAGGUGGCCAGCUGCAGGGGCCAGUGUUUGCAGGGACCGCCCGGGGCAUCGUCAGCCUGCUUCCUCCACCUGCAGGGGCUGAGAGGGUCAGGGGUCAACUCAGUGCAUCAUGACCCCCUCCCAUCAACGCUCGCCUCGCCGUACAGCCUGUACGGCUGCGGUCUGCCCACGACGCCCCAGCUGUCUUCGCUGGCGCGGCAGCACGCCAAGCUGGCCAAUGGCGGAGGCGCUGCCGCCACCGCCGCAUCGUCGGCGACACAGACUGAGAGCCUCCUGCGCCAGGCAGCGUUGUGGCACCCGGCCAUCAACCACUGCCUCUGACAUCUGACCCGCGACGCUGCUGCCUGGGACGCUGUCAUGAGGUUGUCAUGGCUACCAAAGAACACAAACACCAGAGGACAGUUGAGUUUCAACAGCUUCUGGGAUGAAUACCUUCAUGAUUUUUUUGCCUUCUUUAUCAUAAUCAUCAUCAUCAUCAUCAUCAUCCCCAUGUUUGAGGGUCAGCCAGGGAGAGGUCGGCAGAAUGGACGUAUUAUGUGGACUGGCAGCGCAGUUAAUCGCACACACAUUGAAGCUGAAUAUGUCAAAAGUGGAGUAAUGUUUUUUGGCAUUGAGCUACGCAAUUGUACUCUCAAAGGGAAAGAAGAAAGUAUUCAGUGGUUUUGGACAUGCCACAGAGGGAUAGAGAUUGCGUGUGUGUGUGUGUGUGUGUGUGAGAGAGUGUGAGUGUGAGUGAGAGAGAGAAAGAGAGAGAAAGAGAGAGAGAGAGAGAGAGAGAGAGAGAGAAACAGAUAGAAAGAGAGAAUGAAAAAUGAAUGUUGUGAAGUGGAGUUGAGGGUGAGAAAGGUAGGAAAAAGGUAAGGAAGACAAAUGCUGAAUGGAGGAAUGUUUUUUUGGAUAUUGGCAAAAUCUCAGAGGUUUGUCAUUCACAGAUUGAGUUGCACAAAAAGACUUUUCCUGCCUUGAAGACUAUUUAAAUAUACUGUGUAUAUUUGAGACAAUGUUCAAUGUAUGAACUUCGGGUAAUUUGCAGAAUCACAAGGGGUCUUGGUGCUUCAAUUAAGGUUUAUAAACACAGGAUUCUUCAGAAGUCAUUUUUAAAACAUGCAUUAAGUAUGUGUAUAAUACUGGACACAAUGUAAGUGGACAGAUGCAUCAUCUAAGAACAGCUGGGUGUUUUGAUAAAUGUAUGAAUAUUUUAAAAAUCGGGUGUAUCAUUAUUGCAGCCAUUUCACACAAAUAAUGUUCUCUUUUGAUUUGUAAUGUAUCAAGACAAUACACAUUAAUCAUUCCAUACA
This is a messenger RNA of Alosa alosa (allis shad), 2519 nucleotides long. Its product is annotated as T-box transcription factor TBX22-like. NCBI's taxonomy places the organism in Eukaryota, Metazoa, Chordata, Actinopteri, Clupeiformes, Clupeidae. Bases 1 to 1542 code for a protein of 513 amino acids. Gene Ontology annotation, cellular component: nucleus. The record is from RefSeq and is a predicted model, not a curated record. Gene Ontology annotation, biological process: positive regulation of DNA-templated transcription; regulation of transcription by RNA polymerase II; cell fate specification. The transcript is spliced from 8 exons. Gene Ontology annotation, molecular function: DNA-binding transcription factor activity, RNA polymerase II-specific; RNA polymerase II cis-regulatory region sequence-specific DNA binding.